This is a messenger RNA of Microthlaspi erraticum, 2391 nucleotides long. NCBI's taxonomy places the organism in Eukaryota, Viridiplantae, Streptophyta, Magnoliopsida, Brassicales, Brassicaceae. The record is from the annotation of a GenBank genome assembly.
AUGACCGAUUAUUCAGCGCAUAUUAGCGAAGACAAAGUUUGUUACGGUGCCGCAUUUUUCAACAUCUCUUCUCACGGAAUCUUGGAAAGCUAUGAAACUCCGAGUGUCAUCUUCGGAUACGCAUUGCCUCUUCUUGAGAUGCAAAUCCUUCUCAUCUUCGUUUUAGUCGAAUUGUCCCAAAUUUUCCUUAAAAUUAUUGGCAUACCACAGUUCAUAUCUUACAUGCUCGCCGGAUUACUUCUGGGACCUCACCUGCUUGAUUUACUGGAGUUUUCUUCCGACCGGUUAUCGUUAGAUGCUGCGUUGGACGGAAACGUGGCGUUGGAAUGUGUGGCCAAGUUCGGGCUCAUAAUGUUCACGUUCUUGAUGGGCGUCAAGACCAACAAAAGAGCGGCGUUUCAAAUCAAUAAACGGACGGUUACCAUCGCGGUUUCGUCUUUUGUCGUGACAAUGGUCAGCGGAGUAUCCUUCAGAAAUUUCCGUCUAGACAAGAUCGAUCCUCUCUAUAUGCCUCUGAGGCUGGCCCCAACAGAACGCACCGUGAUUGCAGCGGUUCAAGCGUUAACGCUGCUACCGGUCGUGACGCACCUCGUAUAUGAGCUCAAGAUUCCAAACUCGGAGCUCGGCCGCCUCGCCAUAUCUAUCGCCUCCAUCAAUGAUCUCCUCGGAUUUAUCAAUCUGGCGUGCGUCUCCUACAUAGGAACAUACAGGUACGUAUCACCUGCAACAGCCAACCGCGACGCAGUGGCAAUGAUCAUCUUAGUUCUAGUGACCCUAUUCAUCAUAAAGCCUACGGCUCAACGGAUAGUCGACAUUACUCCGGAAGGCAAGCCUGUACGUAAACUCUACUUGUACGGAACAAUCAUGACCGCAAUCGCCGCGAGCAUGUACACAUCGUAUUUCAACCAAAUCAACGUUGUAGGAGCUUUAUUGGUUGGGAUGGCGAUCCCCGAUGGUCCGCCUUUGGGAUCAGCGUUAGAGGCCAAGUUCGAAAGAUUGGUUACUAAUCUAUAUUUCCCCGUUUCAGUCGCGGUCAUAACCAUGAAAGGUGACGUUAUGAAGGCAUUGUAUGCGUUCGAUGACAUAUCCGUUAAUAUAUUCCUGGUUUUUUUUACAUUUGUCGUGAAAUGGACUGCCUCUUUCGUACCUUGCUUGAUCUUCAAGAUACCUACUAGAGAAUCCAUUAUCCUCGCCCUUAUCAUGAACUACAAGGGUUUUGUUGACUUAUGCUUCUUCGAAGGCGCUGUUAAGAAAGGGAAUCUGUCGCGUGCAACGAACACGUUCUUGAUGAUUUACGUGCUAUUGAACGCGGGGAUUUUGCCUACUAUAGUGAAAGCACUAUACGAUCCAAAGAGGAAGUAUAUUGGAUACGUCAAGAGAGACAUUAUGCAUCUGAAAUCAAACUCAGAUCUCAAGAUUCUAACUUGUUUGCACAAACCGGACAACAUCUCAGGCGCGAUAUCUCUUCUUCAGUUGCUUACUUCGCCGCAGAACAACGAGGACAAAGAGAGAGGAGUCAUCGCGGUCACAGCGUUACACCUCGUGAAACUGGCCGGACGUGCGUUUCCCAUCUUAAUACCGCACGACAAGCGGUCUAAACCGCGGUUGCUUCAAAACUCUUACAUCCAAACAAUGAUGCUCGCUUUCAGCGAGUUUCAACAAGACAAUUCGGGAUCUACGACUGUUAGUUCCUUCACAGCUUACUCUAUUGAACAUCUAAUGGAUCAAGACAUUUGCAAUCUCGCUUUAGACCAGCUCACAUCGUUGAUCAUCAUCCCUUCUGGACGAAAAUGGUCACCCGAUGGAAUAUAUGAAUCGGAUGAUAUUAUGAUCAGACGUCUCAACGCUUCUCUCCUCGACAUCGCUCCCUGUUCUAUCGGCGUACUCAAUGACCGAGGCUACCGUAACAUGAAGAACAAGAAAAGGACUAAUGGUACCAUUAGCGUCGGUGUGAUCUUCAUUGGCGGUAAAGAUGAUCGCGAGGCCAUCUCGCUUGCCAAAUGGAUGAGACAGAACCCGAGAGUGCGUCUCACGGUGGUCCGGUUUUUGUCUGGUAAAGAACCAGACAAGUCCAAGAAUUGGGAUCACCUUGUUGAUAACGAGGUCUUGAAUGAUUUGAAAGAGACAUAUUCCAACGCCGAAAACUUCGCCUAUAGGGAGAAGAUAGUCUACGGUGGUCCCGCGGUGGCCACCACCGUCAAGUUGACGGCGGAAGACUUUGAUUUGAUGAUUGUAGGGAGAGAUCACGACGAUGAUUCACUGGAUUUCUCGGGAUUGGCGGAGUGGAUGGAGCUUCCGGAGUUAGGAGUCAUCGGAGAUUUACUUGCGUCUAAAGAUCUAAUAACUAGGGUUUCUGUUUUAGUAGUUCAACAACAGCAACAACAUGCAUGA